Messenger RNA from Amorphotheca resinae ATCC 22711, 708 nucleotides. RefSeq lists its product as hypothetical. The record is from RefSeq and is a predicted model, not a curated record. Bases 1 to 708 code for a protein of 235 amino acids. NCBI's taxonomy places the organism in Eukaryota, Fungi, Ascomycota, Leotiomycetes, Helotiales, Amorphothecaceae. The transcript has 6 exons.
AUGGCGGGGUUGGUCAUCACGAAUCUCGAGCCCAUCAUCGUCUUGCUCGCGGAAUGCUCGCCCAUCAAGACGUACUGGGAGCCGGAGGCUGGCACCUGCUGGAGCCCUCAGAUCAGGAUUUACUCCAUCUAUGUCCAAGUUGGCUAUUCCAUCCUCACCGAUUUGAUCUGCUCAUUGCUGCCGGUCCUGGUGUUGAUUAAUCUUAAGAUCGCUCUUCCGGUCAAGGUAUUGUUGUGUGGCCUGAUGAGUUUGGGCUUGGUAGCGACCGGGUGCGCGAUUGCUAGAGUUUCGUCAUUGGGGCCAAGUAGAACUGACCUGUCCUAUAGAUACGCAAUCACCGCUAUAUGGUCGAAUGCGGAGCUCGAUAUUGGAAUUAUUGCGGCAAAUGCAGCGUGCGGUCGAUCCGUCUACAGAUAUUUGCGUAGCGGCUGUGCGUCGGAAUGGGACUCGAAAGGCGAACGCCAGACCCCUUCUGGAUCCGGAAAUCUGUCGUCACAACUGUCACUGACACUCACUAACAACACCCUAUCGACAGCGAACCGAGCAAACAAUGACAUCGAGAUUGCCUCUCCAAAUAUCCCAAAAACGUCGGAUGGUGUGGCCUGCAAUGAUGAAGACAAAGCGGAGUCCAGAAAAUACGAGGAUGGACGGAUCGCCAACGGCAUGUCGAACUUGCAGUUCAUCUCAAGGAUCCAACCUGUCUGGUGA